AUGAGCCGCUUCCUGACCAGCCGCCUGCUGGCGGUCCCUGACCUCGCCCGUCCCCUGACCAAGUCCAUACUCCCUGCGGUGAGCACGCUGCAAUGGGCCCGUCUCUUCUCCCAGUCUCCCGCUGUGCGGAACGAUGAUUCCCAACAGCAGCAGCAGCCGCCAUUCCCUGUCGUUUCCCCGCUCGUGCACACCGGCCCGAGCCAGCAACAAGCCCCGACCUCAACAGCCACGACCGGCGGUAGCAUGAUGAGCAAGUUAGCCAAGGACGUGCUGGGCCGGGCGAUCCGGCCAUCAGCGACAUCGUCGUCAGCGGAGGAGGACCUGAUGCGCGAGGUGUCGGCCGAGGAGAAGGAGGACGACGACAGCGAGGAGCCGUACCACUUCCACAUCUACAGUCACAAGCAUAACACGCACGUGACGCUAACCAAGCCGAACCGCGACGUGAUCAUGACGCUGUCGUGCGGCAACCUGGGCUUCCGCAAGUCGCAGCGUAAGCACUACGACUCGGCAUACCAGCUGGGCGCCUACUUCAUCGACAAGAUGCACCAGCGCGGCUUAGUCAAGAAGAUCAACCGGCUCGAGGUCGUCCUGGCUGGCUUCGGUCAGGGCCGUGAGGCUGUGGUGAAGGUGCUCAUGGGCGCUGAGGGCAAGCACCUACGCCCCAAGAUUGUGCGUGUCUCGGAUGCUACGAAGCUCAAGUUUGGUGGUACCCGCAGCAAGAAGCACAGGAGACUUGGUUGA
Thermochaetoides thermophila DSM 1495 is the source of this 741-nucleotide messenger RNA. RefSeq names its product mitochondrial 37S ribosomal protein uS11m. The transcript has a single exon. The record is from RefSeq and is a predicted model, not a curated record. Bases 1 to 741 code for a protein of 246 amino acids. Gene Ontology annotation, biological process: translation; maturation of SSU-rRNA from tricistronic rRNA transcript (SSU-rRNA, 5.8S rRNA, LSU-rRNA); ribosomal small subunit assembly. Gene Ontology annotation, cellular component: mitochondrial small ribosomal subunit; ribosome. Gene Ontology annotation, molecular function: mRNA 5'-UTR binding; structural constituent of ribosome; small ribosomal subunit rRNA binding. Lineage: Eukaryota; Fungi; Ascomycota; Sordariomycetes; Sordariales; Chaetomiaceae.